Acanthochromis polyacanthus (spiny chromis) is the source of this 3605-nucleotide messenger RNA. It is a transcript of the gene parvaa, whose product is annotated as parvin, alpha a. Bases 541 to 1584 code for a protein of 347 amino acids. Gene Ontology annotation, cellular component: cytoplasm; actin cytoskeleton; focal adhesion. Gene Ontology annotation, biological process: actin cytoskeleton organization; substrate adhesion-dependent cell spreading; cilium assembly. Gene Ontology annotation, molecular function: actin binding. The record is from RefSeq and is a predicted model, not a curated record. Lineage: Eukaryota; Metazoa; Chordata; Actinopteri; Pomacentridae. The transcript is spliced from 13 exons.
CAGCUCUGGAGCUCUGAUAUAACAGUUCAUAAACCUCACUCUGCUGGACUUUAACUAGCAGGAAUAUGCAGUAAAUAAGAAUCCUCCAGAAGCCUGUUUCCUGAUGUCUGCUUUACUGCCGUGGUUCAGAUGACAUUCAUUGUUGAAGGCCGGGUUUUAUCGUGGAAUGAGAAAGGUCUCCUUCAGAUGGAUGAUUACUUGGUGUCAGUCAGGAUUCUGUGGCACAGCUGAGCCUCGUUUUAUGUCGCCUUUGUCCAGAAGACGUGGAUGUAAUCUCAUUACUGCCUCCACCGUAGAUUCAUGCAGCGGAGCGGUGGACGUCUGCUGGCUGUUCUGUGAUUUGAUGGAAAACGUGGGCCGGCCGCUCCACCGCCGAUCACUGAAUAAAUCUGAGACGGUGUGACGUUUAUGGCUGAGGUUUGAAUGGAGGAGAUAAGAUGGAGGAGAAGGUCAGGAGGCUUUAGACACGUUAUCCUCCAUCCUCUGUAGAGGUAGUUUGACCAGAGAGGGGACGGCGCUGGUGCUGCCGGCCAGGAGAGGAUGCUGGAGGCUGGGGGACGGAGGCUGACAGACAUGGGCUGUGGAGCGCUCUGCCCUCCAGUGUCUGAGCUUCAGGAGGAGGGAAUAAACGCCAUCAACCUUCCUCUCAGCCCUUCACACUAUGAGCUGGACCCUGAGGACACCAUGCUGGAGGAGAACGAGGUGCGAACCAUGGUCGACCCCAACUCCAAGAACGACCGAAAGCUGCAGGAGCUCAUGAAGGUGCUGAUCGACUGGAUAAACGACGUCCUGGUUGGUGAGAGGAUCAUCGUCAAGGAUCUGGCUGAAGAUCUCUAUGAUGGACAAGUUCUGCAGAAGCUGUUUGAGAAGCUGGAGGGGGAGAAGCUGAACGUGGCCGAGGUGACCCAGUCGGAAAUCGCCCAGAAACAGAAGCUCCAGACGGUUUUAGAGCGAAUCAACGACUCUCUGAAGCUCUCCACCAGGAACAUCCGCUGGAACGUCGACUCGGUCCAUGCUAAGAGCAUCGUCGCCAUCCUCCACCUGCUGGUGGCGCUGUCGCAGCACUUCAGAGCUCCAAUCAGACUGCCGGACCACGUCUCCAUCCAGGUGGUCGUCGUACAGAAGAGAGAAGGAAUCCUUCAGUCCAGACAAAUUCAAGAGGAAAUCACCGGAAACACCGAGGCUUUCUCUGGCAGACACGAGCGCGAUGCUUUCGACACCCUGUUCGACCACGCUCCGGAUAAACUGAAUGUGGUCAAAAAGACAUUGAUCACUUUUGUGAACAAACACCUGAACAAGCUCAACCUGGAGGUGUCUGAGCUCGACACACAGUUUGCAGACGGCGUCUAUCUGGUGCUACUGAUGGGGCUGCUGGAGGGAUACUUUGUGCCGCUCUACAACUUCUUCCUCACACCGGAGAACUUCGACCAAAAGGUUCACAACGUGUCCUUCUCCUUUGAGCUGAUGCAGGACGGAGGUCUGGAGAGACCAAAGCCUCGACCUGAAGACAUUGUGAACUGUGACCUGAAGUCGACCCUUCGCGUCCUCUACAACCUCUUCUCCAGGUACAGGAACGUCGACUGAGCACCAAGAGGGAACAAUUUAUCAGACAUGGACCACGAGCUAACGCUAAUCUACAUGUUCUUAUUGUUUUUAUUCCGUUUUUAACUGAAUGCAUGCGUCACAUUUCACUAAACCACCUAAAGACUGUCUUUUAUUUUGAAAUUCCUGCAGACAUUUGACUUGUAGAAUCCAACUGACAGUGAAGAACUACAACUUUAUUUCCGUUUAGAGAUAAUCCUACGAUGAUUUAAGCCUUGAACAACCCUUUAUCUGUAUUUAUUGUACAUUUUUAUACUCUGGUUCCAUCUUCCUGCUGCGUUCUGUCGCUCAUUAAGUGCCUUUAUUUAAAUAUUCCAGCUCCUCCUCAUCUAAACGCUCCACGUUUCCUACUUGAAAUAUUCGACCAAAACUCCGUAGCGUCACACUUUUAACCUCCUGCUUUUUGUAUUUUAUAUUCUGAAAUGUUUCUCAUCAGUUUGUGUCGUUUCAGAUCCACAGGCUCUGAUUUAUUCACUUUAUUUGUUGUUUGGGACCCAAAACUAACUUCUGUAGAAUGUUUUGGCUGAAUUCUGAGGAUUUCAUGUUUUCAGACUUGGACGUUUUUGUUUUUUCACCUUGAAAAACCAGCUGUGGAACCAUUUUAAUGGUUCAAUAUCUCCAGAAAUAAAACUCCUGCAGCCAUGAAAUGUGGUUUAAACUCAGACGGGACAGUUUACAGCAGAUUAUAAGGAUUGAAUGGAUCCAACAGAGAACAAACGUUGAAUUAUUGGUCCUUGAAAAUGGAAGAAAAGUUUCAGAUCAUUCAAUCCAGGCUGGUCUAGUGUCUCCAUAAAGUUCCUGUAUAUCUAUGGAUGGAUCCAUGUUUCUACUAAAAUACAGUCUUUGGUCGACAUUUCACCAAAAACGACUGGAAUCUCGUCCAAACUGGCUCAAAAUUGGUCUAAUAUAAGAUUUAAAAAAUGGUCCAUAAUGAUGCGAAACUUACUCUUAAAAGAGGUGAGACUAGCAUCAGUAGAAUCUGAUGUUUACACUUGAAAUCUUUCCAAAAUGAAUCAAAAUUGUCCAAAAUUACUUGAAAUUUGACCAAAAUAUCAAUCUAACAUUUCUUAAAACCUGUACGAAAUGACAGAAAUUUAUCUAAAAUAAGAUAAAGAUUGUUUAUAACCAAUCAAAUCUGCUCAGAAUUACUCAAAAUUUCUCUAAAAUUACAUUAAAGUGUCCAAAUUCACAAUAAUGAAUAAUUAUUGGUCAUUGAAAAUUUAAAAAAAACAACUAAAUUUCCAAUCCAGGCUGGUGUAGUGUCUCCAUAAAGUUCCUGUCAGUGUUUAUCUAUGGAUGGAUCCAUGUUUCUGCUAAAAUCCAGUCUUUGUUCCACAUUUGACCAAAGAUGAUUGGAAUCUCAUCCAAACUGUCUCAAAAUUUGUUUAAAAUGAGAUAAAGAAUGUGUGAACUGACCACCAUUUAGACCACCUUUGUCCUAUUUUGAACAAAUUUUACGUGUUUUGUCAAAGUUUUCGGUCAUUUUGAAUGAGUUUGAGUCACUUUGGACCAUCUUUGUCUUAUUUUACACAAAUUCUGACCAAUUCUAGACGAGAUUUAAGUCUUCUUUGGUGAAGUGUGGACCAAAGACUGUAUUUAGUAGAAACAUGGAUCCAUCCAUCUAUAAACACUUACAGGGACUUUAUGGAGACACUAGACCAGCCUGGAUUGGAGGUUUUUCCCUUUUUGCCCAUUUUUUCCUCUUGGAUCUAAACUGUUCUGUGUUUUCACCAUAUUUCAUGUCUGCAGGAGUUUUAUUUCUGAACAUUAAAACGGCUUCACAGCUUUUUUCUUUUUAGUUUUCCAGGUCUGAAAACAUGAAAUUCUCUAGAUUUAACCCAGUUCUUUUCCAGAACUUAGUUCUUAGGUCCCAAACAACAAAUAAUUCAAGCAAAUCUUAGCGGUGGAUCAACGUUUUCCUGAACUGAGACAAACUGAAGCUUCAGUUCUGUUUGUUGGAGACGUUUCUGUAAAACAAUUAAAGUUUGACUGAACAAAUCAAA